UGUACCCCAAGACUUUAAAUGCGAACGCUCGAGGCCAGGGAUUCCCGGAAUAGCCCCCAUCGCCAUGGCAGGAGGAGGAGGAGGAGAGGGGAGCUCGAGGAUGAACAACAGGGUGGUGGUGGUGGGCGGAGGAGUCGCCGGUGCGCUCGUCGCCAAGAACAUGCAGUUCCACGCCGAUGUUGUCCUCAUCGACCCGAAGGAAUAUUUUGAGAUCACCUGGGCACAACUGAGAUCGAUGGUUGAGCCAUCAUUUGCAGAGAGAUCAGUAAUUAACCACACUGAUUACCUUACCAACGGGAGAAUUAUUACAUCCUCUGCAGUCAAUGUUACUGAAGCAAAGGUCUUGACAGCAAAUGGCCAUUCCAUUGCAUAUGAUUAUCUUGUCAUAGCUGCCGGUCAUGCAGAUUCUACUCCGAGAAACCGAAAGGACAGGCUUGAACAGUUUCAACAAGAUAGCCAGAAGAUUAAAUCUUCACGUUCUGUUCUAAUCAUCGGCGGUGGUCCAACUGGUGUUGAACUUGCUGGAGAAAUUGCAGUUGACUAUCCAGAGAAGAAGGUGACUCUGGUCCAUAAAGGAUCAAGGUUGCUGGAAUUCAUAGGACUGAAAGCUUCCAAUAAGGCAAUGGACUGGUUGACAUCGAAGAAUGUAGAAGUGCUUUUAGGGCAGUCAAUUGAUUUAGACUCGAUAUCAGAGGCAGAUGGAGUGUACACAACAUCUGCUGGAGAAAAGAUCACAGCUGAUUGCCAUUUUGUUUGUGUGGCAAAGCCACUGGGUUCAUCAUGGCUGAAGGAGUCUGUAUUAGAGGAUAGCUUGGACCAGAAGGGAAGACUGUUGGUUGAUGAAAACCUGAGAGUCAGAGGCCGUGAGAAUAUAUUUGCUAUCGGAGACAUCGCUGAUGUUCCUGAAAUCAAACAAGGAUUCCUUGCACAGAAGCAUGCCACGGUGGUUGUCAAGAACUUGAAGCAGUUGAUCAAGGGAGCUGGUGAGAACAAGCUGGCCACUUACAAGCCUUCUUCUGCUAUUGCAAUUGUGUCGCUAGGAAGGAAAGAAGCAGUGGCGCAGCUGCCAUUCGCAACAGUCAUUGGGUGCUUACCUGGUAUAAUCAAGUCCAGGGAUCUGUUUGUAAGCAAGACCAGGGAAGAGAUGGGGUUGAACCCUCGCUAAGCCUAGAAAAGUAUAUGUAGCCAAUUUUUUAAUGUCAUUUUGUCUCCAUGGAAGCAUGAACAUAUGGUUGUAGUUUUGGUGUAAUAAAUUUAAUGCUGCACUUCUCUGAUCUUGUCAUGUACUGAAAUCAUCGAGAGAAGAUUAUGCAGCAGUUAUAUUGACAAGUAAAAAUAUCUUUGCCAUGGA
Phoenix dactylifera (date palm) is the source of this 1351-nucleotide messenger RNA. RefSeq lists its product as uncharacterized. NCBI's taxonomy places the organism in Eukaryota, Viridiplantae, Streptophyta, Magnoliopsida, Arecales, Arecaceae. Gene Ontology annotation, cellular component: cytoplasm. The record is from RefSeq and is a predicted model, not a curated record. Gene Ontology annotation, molecular function: flavin adenine dinucleotide binding; electron-transferring-flavoprotein dehydrogenase activity.